CCAACCCUGACUGACAGAAUCAGAAAGGGGAGGGAGACACAUUCUUUUCCCUCCAGUUCUUGUUUUCUGUUCUAUCUUAUGUGGCCCAGAGGCUUUGCUGACUUUGGACCUGGUGUCUUCUGACAGCCGGAAAGAAGAAAAUGCAGCAGGAAAAAACAGAGGCUUGUGGAGAUGUUCAAAAGAUGGGAAAUGAGCAAAGCAACUGAGAUUAGAGAUAUCUUCUGACCACCACUGGAGAGUUCUCCAAGAAAGAGAUCCUCAAGCAACCCUCCUAGGCCACGGGAGGCUGGCCAGUCCCCACCAUGCUGUGGACCCUGCUGCUGCCCCCGCUGUUCCUGCUGGCUGUGAGUGGAGUGCAGACCACCCAGCCGUGCUUCCCUGGUUGCCAGUGCGAGGUGGAGACCUUCGGCCUCUUCGACAGCUUCAGCCUGACCCGUGUGGACUGCAGUGGCCUGGGCCCUCACAUCGUGCCUGUGCCCAUCCCUCUGGACACAGCCCAUCUUGAUUUGUCCUCCAACCGCCUGGAGACAGUGAACGAGUCAGUGUUGGCAGGGCCUGGCUACACUACUUUGGCUGGCCUAGAUCUCAGCCAUAACCUACUCUCUAGCAUCUCGCCCACGGCCUUCUCUCGACUUCGCUACCUGGAGUCUCUGGACCUAAGUCACAAUGGCCUGACAGCACUGCCAGCUAAGAGCUUCACCAGCUCCCCCCUGAGUGAUGUGAACCUCAGCCACAACCAGCUCCAAGAGGUCUCUGUGUCUGCCUUUGCGACCCACAGCCAGGCCCGGGCACUGCACGUGGACCUCUCCCACAACCUCAUUCACCACCUGGUCCCACAACCUGUGGGCUCUGGCUUGCCCAUGCCCACCAUUCAGAGUCUGAACCUGGCCUGGAACCGGCUGCGUGCUGUGCCCAAUCUGUGGGACCUGCCCCUGCGCUAUCUGAGCCUGGAUGGGAACCCUCUGGUGGCCAUUGGCCCAGGGGCCUUCACAGGGCUGGCAGGCCUUACUCAUCUGUCUCUGGCCAGCCUGCAGGGUCUCCCCCAACUGGCAUCCCAUGGCUUUGGUGAACUGCCCAGCCUGCAGGUCCUGGACCUGUCAGGCAACCCCAAGCUCAAGUGGGUAGGAACUGAGGUGUUCUCGGGCCUGGGAUCAUUGCAGGAGCUGGACCUGUCGGGCACGGGACUGGUGCCCCUGCCUGAGGCCCUGUUGCAUCACCUCCCAGCAUUGCAGAGUGUCAGUGUGGGCCAGGGCACUCGGUGCUGGCGCCUGGUACGGGAAGGUGCCUACCCUCGGCAGCCUGGUUCCAGCCCCAAGGUGGCCCUGCACUGUGGAGACACCCAGGAAUCUGUUGCCAGGCGCCCAGACAUUUUGUGACGAAUGAUAUAGCCUAGGGCCACAUGACAGACUGCUGCCCUGGGCUUGCUCGGGUCCCAUAUAACUUAUAUUUUAAUGUGCCAAUGCCAGCAAGAGUCUGUGGGCCUAGUGGUGGCACCACCAUGGAGCCACAGGCCUACCAACAGCUUUGUGUCUGGGCCAGCACCCAAGAACAAAGCCAUUCCUUUGUCCCUGUUGCCCCUGCAGACCACAAGCAGAGGGGGAUCGGUACCACGCCAGACUCUGGUCCCUAUCUGCUCCCCUUCCUUACUUGUCCCACAAGUGCCUUGCCUCUUUGGGCUGAGCAGACCCACAGCAGGAAGAGGGUAGGUGGGAGCCACCACUGCAGGGCAGACUCAGGUCCACUGGAUUGAGUGUCCCCUUGGCUCAUAGCCCUGGCUCUUAGGGACAGGAGUCCCUUUUACAACUUAUUCCUUCUUUGCUUUGGAACCCUAGGUAGAACUUUACUUACUGAAGGGAUUAAAGAGAAAAUUGAGUCCACCCUACUUAUGGAACAGCUGGGAAAAACGAGGCCUAGAGAAGGAAUGUAAUCAGAGGUCCCCCUGGGUGGAAGUGUGACCAGUACCCGGCUUCCUACCUCCUGCCCAGGCCCUCUGUACUUCCUGUCUUCUUUAAACCAUCCCUUUCCUGGGCUUCCCCGUGCUGUUUCUGCAGCAGGAGCAAAAUGGAUAAGGGGAGCAUGGGUGCACUACCAGCUGUGUGGCACGCACAAGCAGGUCAUUUCACCUUCCGGAGCCUCUGAGAGCUUAGGGCAUGCCAGUCCUGGGUCUGCCACCUCCUCCUGUGGGGCAAGGUCUCCAAGAAUCAAGACUGAAAAGAUGCCUGUUUCCUUGGAGAUGUGCAGGGAUGCUGUGCUAGAGCCCCUGCAGUCCUCGCCUCCAGCGGCCCACCCUGACUUGGUCCCCACAGGCUGAGCUCACAGAGUCCUCGAGUUCCCUUCACCCUCACAUAGGUAGGGUCUGCCUCACCACUUAUACUCCAUCCCGGGGUGACAUCUCAGUUUCCCAACCCUGGGCUCUUUCCUUUGCCUUCAUUUUAUAAGAAUUGUUGCCUUUUAAAUGAAUUGUCGCUUUCAACCCCCAUCCCCCCUACCUCUGCUGGCAGGGGAUGGAAACAUGUCAUUUAUAAAACAGGAAGAGUUGCAUUUGUUCACUUUUAUGAUACUGUGUUCUGGGCAUGUGUUGGUCUUGGGUGGGAGCCAGCCCUCAGGGGCUCUGUGGGCAUCCGGCUGUCCCACAGGCAGCCCCAGGCAGUGGGAGCUCUUUCUCCACCAGCCCAACCCAGCACCUGGUCCCACUUUGGUUUAAUAAAUGCUCUAAAGACCUCUUUCCAUCAUUCAAGCGACAUUUGCCGACAGUGCCUAGACUGGGCUCUGGGCCCACAAGGAGGGAUUAGGUCAGGACCUGGGGAUAUUGUUUGGCCUGAAAAGCCCUGCAGUCUGCCAGGAUACGAGGGGAAGGUGAUGCGAAGGAGGAGUUCCUCAGGGGCGCUGGGUUUUUGCUGCAGCCAGCACAGUGUACCUUCCUCACUCCUGGUCACCACAGCUCCACCAGCUGGGUGUUUGGCCAUAACCUUGGGCACAUGGCUGCCUUUGCCUGGCCGUUACUGUGGGACCCUGGCCUCUCCCCCAUCUGUGCCCCCUCAACUUCCUGCUUACCAGGAGACCCCAUUCCUGUCCUGCUUUAGGAGCUUUCCCUGAAGGACCCUCUCACCUCCUUCCUGUCAAAUGACACAGUGUGGUACGUUGUUCAUCUUCAGUGUUUCAGCCGUUUUGGCUCCGUAACUCCUGGCUGCACAUUCAGUGAAAGAGCUUUCCUCUUGUUGAUGCUGUCCACAGGAGUCUCAGGAACAUCCGCAGCAUCAAGCUGUUGCCGAUCCCAGUGAGAUGUGGUUAAAAUGUACAGUUCAUGUUUAACUUUUAAAAACUGAUUACAGUAAAGGACACAUUACCAUU
This is a messenger RNA of Octodon degus (degu), 3351 nucleotides long. It is a transcript of the gene Tsku, whose product is annotated as tsukushi, small leucine rich proteoglycan. Lineage: Eukaryota; Metazoa; Chordata; Mammalia; Rodentia; Octodontidae. Gene Ontology annotation, cellular component: extracellular matrix. The transcript is spliced from 2 exons. The record is from RefSeq and is a predicted model, not a curated record. The coding region runs from base 303 to 1376 and encodes 357 amino acids. Gene Ontology annotation, molecular function: protein binding.